CAACAAACACUGCUGUAAAGGUGUUUCAGUUGUCACAAAAAUGGAUGGGGCUUCUUGUGAGAAGUCUUGGAACCAGCUUCAGUUCGUGGGUGGCUCCAACAAUGUAUCCUCAACCAGAACCAUCCGGCUACGGGACAUUUAUGAUCCCAAACCUCAACCUCCCAAAGCCCCCGUCCAGAUCCGCCCUCCAAGUCCAAGACCUCCACCCAUGAAGGAGCCCAGUUUAAGGCAAAGUCUUUCCAGCGAUCCCUCAACCAAGACCAUCAUAAGGAGACGGGCUCAGUCUCUUCCAUUGUCUGCAGAGCGCAAGAAGGAACUUAGGAGUGUACAGGUACGCUUUGUGGACUCACUGGGUCUUCAGUUAGAGGAAGUUAAGGUUUUCAAAGUUCAAGAGUGUCCCAUUAUACCCCAACAUGUUCUAUUCAGGCUGCUGAUGAGCUCUGAAUUGGCUUUUGGGAAGUCCCUGGAGCUGUCACUGCCUUACUUUAAACCCUGUUUUCCAGAAAAUAUGGGUGCUCAGCCGGACUUCCUGACACGGCUGCACACACAGCGCGUAUGUCUUGAGCAGGUCCUAUGUUCAGAGCAGGGGAUAACAGGCACCAUACAAGUAUUUAAUGUAGCCUAUGAGAAAGAAGUCACAGUACACUACUCUUUCACCAACUGGAGAACACACACAAAUACAGCAGCAUCCUGGCUAUCGAGUGUAUACCGUGAGGGGUGUGACUCUCCAGUACUGGACGUCUUCAGGUUUCGUCUUCCUGUCCCACCAUUCGCUUUGCAGCCAGGGGCUAGCUUGGAAUUUGCAAUCUGCUACCACGUAAAAGGAUCUGAUUACUGGGACAACAACAACGGCAAUAAUUACAAACUCUCAUGCCACAGCUACAAGGUGACCGUGCCAAGGGAGUGUGAAGAUAGCAUGCUACAUUUCACCUGAGCAACCACAUGGACGCCUGCAAACAGAUGCAGAGAGGAUGACACUCUCUGCUGUGCAGCCAAACUUUACCUACUAUAUUGCAUUAUGUGGUGGACUGACCCUAAAUAAGCACAAUUUCUAGGAAUUUGCACUCUCAACCAGCUACUUUUAAAUACCGCUAACAUGCAAAUUCUUCAGUUUAUACCAUCUACAAAGGAGCUAACAUUAAAACAACCUGCCUCCAGUUAUAUAAUUCCACCUUGUGCCGGGCAGUAUCCAGGCAGAACACUGCAUCUUAAUAAGACAAUGUUGUUUUUCACUUCAUCUGUAAUUAAUUUUAAUGCUUUCAAUGUUCAGUUACCGUUCAGAAUGUAAGUCAAACAGCAUGUCCUCCACCUCUGAUGCACAAGUAACAUUUUCUUGUGUGAACCAGUGAUUUAGUAAUUUUGUGCCAAAUGUGCUAGAAAGUGGUGUCUCAAUGGGCUGCUGUGAAAUCUGAAAGAAGGUGCUGUGGGAUUUUUAGAGUUUAAAAAAUGCAUUAGGAAAAUGACUAGCUACCUGCUCUUAACAGAGAUAAUGUUAUUCAGUGAACUGCAAACAUGUGGUCACUCUUACUACAUAUUUAUAGGUCACCCUUAAAGCAGAUUGAUUUUCAGCAUUUUACUUCCUCAAAGACACGGAUGACAGACUCCAAAUGGGAAGUAGAUGACUGAAAUAUUCAGCUUUUUAGCUUAAAACUGUAAGCAAAUUUCAUUUCUGUUUUAAAACUCCAUGCAAACCCAGGCACCAAGAUUGCAGCUGUGUUUUUAUUUGUGUCCUUGAUAAAGUUUUGAGCUAUUGGGGUAUUAAAAGGUACUUAAAGUAAAUUCCUGUUUUUAAAAAUAGUUUAAAAUGUUCUACAAUUACUUUAAUCAGAUUGACAGAAUAACAGGAAACAGCACCUAUGUCCCAAACAUGUGAAAGGUGUUGAAGAGACACCAACUAAAGCUGAACUAGUGCCAUGCUGAACUUUAGUGUAGUUUCUAGCUGUGCUGAAAGAUGGUGCAGUAUGCUAUAUUUAUACAGGCAAAAAUCUAAAAGAGAUUAUUUUUCCAUGCUGGCCUGGGAAGAGAUCUCUUGAUGAAACUCGGUAGGGUUUGAGAGAGAUAUCAAAACUUUGAGACGACACACCUGCUGCUAAAAUGCUCCCUGACGUCUACAGCUCUUCAGAGGUUUACAAAUGAAACCUUAAAACCAGACAGUGGAAUAAGAUGAACAUGAAUAUCAUGGUGCCAUUGAAUUGAUCCGAUCAGCUGUCUUGUGUGUGUUUUGGUGAAUUUGGUUUUGUAAUAUGAAUAAAACAGUGUCAA
Molecule: messenger RNA, 2262 nt
Organism: Oreochromis aureus
Lineage: Eukaryota; Metazoa; Chordata; Actinopteri; Cichliformes; Cichlidae
Gene: ppp1r3db
Product: protein phosphatase 1, regulatory subunit 3Db
Exons: 2
Coding region: 41-934 (297 amino acids)
Biological process (GO): regulation of glycogen biosynthetic process
Cellular component (GO): protein phosphatase type 1 complex
Molecular function (GO): protein phosphatase 1 binding; glycogen binding
Source: RefSeq, a predicted model, not a curated record